Molecule: messenger RNA, 4393 nt
Organism: Ylistrum balloti
Lineage: Eukaryota; Metazoa; Mollusca; Bivalvia; Pectinida; Pectinidae
Product: RRP12-like protein
Exons: 34
Coding region: 7-3933 (1308 amino acids)
Source: RefSeq, a predicted model, not a curated record
ACAGAUAUGGGACAGAAAAAUCGGAAUACAAGAGUUGUUCCUCGUUCUAAGAAUGUAGGUAGGAAGAAAUGGAAAAAAGGUCAAAGUAGCAGUAGUAAUCCAGAGACGAAAAGAUUUCGGGAGGCUGCGAAAAGCAGAUUUUUCAACAAACAGUCAGGUCCCAGCUCAUUGACUGUAGAUGCUUUGGCCAAACACAAUGAGGUACAGGUAGACGGUGAUGGAGAUGCUAUUUUGUCUGGUGAUGAAUCAGACAGACUGACAGCAGGAGGGAAAACUUUUAACACAUGGGCAACAAAUUGGACAGAUUGUACUAAUGUCACGUUCAACAAAGUUCAUCGAUAUUGGGCAUCAAACUCAGCCCUACACAGAGAGAUUUUGGCCAUUUUGGCAGCUGUUACAGAAGUCAUCAAGUCAGAGGGAGGAACUGAAACAGAAACUGAAUACUUUGCAGCAUUGAUGACAGCAUUAGAAACAACCGAAGGGUUGGAUUCCCUGACGGCAAUAACUUACCUUCUCAACCUCGUCCUAAAACGAGUACCACCACCAGUGUUACGGAGUAGAUUUUCUGAAGUAGCACGACAACUAUUAGACAUCAUGGCAACCCAUGCUGAUGGAGAUUCCACCUCACUCCUGAAAUCACUGCUGAUGUCCCUUUCAACACUGCUGCGAGUCCAGGAGCCUGCUGUGUGGUCUAAUUCAUCCACUCAUCGGAUUUAUUCUGGUCUUCUUACCUUCACCACUCAUAAAAAACCCAAAGUACGGAAGGCUGCCCAUAAGGGUGUUUGUAUAAUACUCAUGGGUAGCCUGUUUAUGACCCAAGGGGAUCCUCCACCUCACCACCCUGCUGCUUCCAUUACUGCCAAGUUCUGUAUACAGAAAAUUGAGGAGUGUGGAGGAACUGGAGAUGCAACAGACACACUACACACAUUGUCUUUACUGAAAGAGGUGAUGGGACACCUUCCCCAACACAGCACCAAAUCUGUGUGUGAGACCAUACUGAGGCUGAUGACACUCAGUAACCCGAUGGUUACUGCUAGCAGUAUGCAGACAUUACACAGUCUAUUUGCUUCCAACCCCAAAAUAUCCAGCUUUUCCUCAGAACUUAAUGGACAGAUCAUAACCGCAUUGUAUGACUAUCAGCCAUCAGAGAAUGAUGUACAACCAAUGCAAGCCUGGCUAACUGUCAUGGAGAAGGCACACAUUAACCUUGUUAAACUGGAUGAGAAGCUGGGAAUCAGUCAUCUGCCUCGUCUUUUCUCCACAGCGAUGGCCAGUUUAUUGUCAGAUAAAGAGGAAGUGAGAUCCUCUGCGGCCAAAGCAAUGAAGAGUUUGCUGAAGACAUGUCUAGGUACAGUGUCUGAAGGGCUUGUGAGUGUGGUUAGAUCUGCCCCUGAUGGGUCACCCACACCUAUACACAAGCUGGUGUGUGCGAUGGACAGUGGACUCACCUAUCAGUUCCAUGCGUCUUGGGGACAUGUCCUCAAUAUAUUCUCCAUCUUCUUUGAGGUUUUUGGAAAGCAGUGCCCACAUCUGUUUAAAAAGAGUCUCUCCUCGAUAGCCAGUCUACGUGAUAGUCCUCGAUUUGCUUACAAAGCUGAACUUGAUCAUGCAUUUGGUUGUGCUGUUAAAUACAUGGGUCCUCGACAAGUGUUGCAGGCAGUCCCUCUGAACAUUACAGGAGAAAAUGACGACUACAGUUUCCCAACCAGUUGGAUGUUACCAGUGAUUCGAGAUAACCUACACAAUACAGAGCUAGGAUUUUUUACGUCCUACUUCCUCCCGCUGGCUGCUAAAUUCAGACAGAGAGCAAUUGAGGACAAUGCUGGAGAUAGUGUUGUAGUGAAGAAGUCGUAUGAAGCUCUUCAUGGGCAGAUCUGGUCCAUGUUAUCAGGGUUUUGUACCAAACCAACAGACCUAGCUCAGUCUUUUAAAACCAUUGCCAAAGUGUUGGGUACAGCCAUCAGUGACAGACCAGAGCUUCGAAUGGAAGUGAUGUCAGCAUUACGUAAACUUGUCAACCAGAGUAAAGAAGAUGAGUCCAGUAAAAAGGCUGUGUCACAAUUUGCCAAGAAUUUCCUUCCUAUCUUAUUUAACUUGUUUACGGCUGAGCCAGAGAAAGAUAAAGAUCCUACACGAUUGGCUGUACUGGAGACCGUCAAAUGUUAUCUACAAAUAGCUGAUUCUCAGUUGGUGUAUUCUUUCUGUGAUAAAUGUCUGGAAAAGCUUACUGAAGAAGAUAUUUCCUCAUUUAGAAGACAAGCCUUGCUGGAUCUGGCCAUUGGAAUGGUGUCAUACUUAGACAAUACAAGAUUACGCUUAUUGUUGGAUUUCUGUAAAGCAAAUCUACAGAACACAGAUCGGUCCCUUCAGAAGAAAUGUUACCGUUAUAUGGAGGAGUUGUGUGCAUGUCGGUGUGAAACAAGUCAAAAGUUUAUCCAAGAUAAUUUAUCUGAGGUCCAGGAAGUGUUACUGUCCUCCCUCUCUACAUCUAGUCCAUCAUCAAAGGCGCCCCGGCUACGCUGUUUGAUCAAUAUAUUCCAACAAUUAGGUGAAGACCAACAAGACUUCCUCCUAGCUGUUGUUCCUGAGGCAAUACUGUGUACCAAAGAGCUGGCAGAGCGUGCGAGGGCAGCCUCCUACGGCCUGUUGGUGGAGAUGGGGAAGGCUCAGAUCAGAUGGGCAGAUAACUCUGACUUAACUCCUCAAGCGGCUGUCCACACCUACUUCAGGACAGUGAUGGCUGGACUGGCUGGAUCUCCUCAGAUGGUCAGUGCCACCCUGCUGGCUCUCACUAGAGUUCUUUAUGAGUUUAAAGACCAUAUUGACGGACUUCUACUAGAGUCAAUUAUCGACAAUGCUUGUUUACUUCUGACAUCUCGAGCUCGAGAGAUUGUCAAAUCAGCACUCAGCUUUAUCAAGGUUCUCCUGUCAGCCUACCAGGACACCACACUGGCGCCUCACCUAAAGAAACUGAUGUCUAACCUUGUCAGUAUGAAAGAAGAUGCCAGGCACCAUUUCAGAUUUAAAGCCAAGGAAAUCUAUGCCAAACUCAUCAGGAAAUUUGGGUAUGAGACUAUCUAUGGAAUGGCUCCAGCCAGUAUCCAUAAAAUCCUGGUCAACAUCAGGAAGACACAAGAAAGAGCAAAAAAAGCCAAGAAGGCUGGCAAGGCAGGUGAUGAUACUGAUAGUGAAGAUGAAGAGCAACUGAGGUCCCGGCCAGAAACAGUUGAGGAGAUGUUACAAGACACUGACUCAGAAAUGGAAGAAGAUGACAAUAAGAAGAAAAAGAAGGGAGAAAAGAAGUCAUCCAAGGGAGAUAAGGGGGCGUGGCUGCAGGAAGGAAACGAGGAUGAGAUUAUGGACUUCCUGGAUACGGCAGCUUCUAAGAAAGUCAUGGCCACUAAACCUCUUGGAAAGAAGGAAGGUACAAAGCAAAAAGAUGGAGGCUUCAAGAAAGCAGCAGACGGUCGACUUAUUAUCACACAGGAGGGUGAGGAUGAAGGUGCUGGAGGUCAAAUAUCAGAUGAAGAUGACCUUGAUGAGCUAUUGGAGGCCAUGGAGAAAGGAUCGGGAGCUACAAAGCGUGCAAAGAAGAGGAAGAUAGAAGAUAUUGCAUCGGAGGCUGGAGGCAGUGUAGCAUCCUCUCGUUAUAAAGCUGGAGGUCGUGGUAUUCAUCGAUCCCUGACGGGUGAUGUCAACAAGAAGAUAAAGACAGACAAACCAAUAGGAGGAGAGUAUAAAUCAAAGAAAGCUGGAGGUGAUAUGAAGAAAAAGGGAAAACCAGACCCAUAUGCCUAUGUACCACUCGACUUCCAAUCUCUCAACAAAAGGAAAAAGGCAAAGAUGCAAGGAAGAUUCAACAACUUGGUGAAAGGUGCUCGUAAAGGGGCCAUGAAGGGGUCAAAAGGCAAAGGGUCAAAGGGAAAGAGAUGAGCGUGUCAAAUAGGAAGAAGUCAAAUGGAGAGGAUUGCAGGGUUGAAAAGGAGAGGGUCAGAUCAAGGAGAUGAAACGAACAACAGAUUGAAAUGUUCUGUUGUGAUUAGCAUUAGGAUGUGAAUUACAAUAUUAUGGAAAUGAACCUGAAAUUGCAAAAAUUACUGAUGAGGAGGAUCAUGUUUGUUUAGGAGGCAUUGGGGUGUAACUUUCUUACACUUGUUUUGUUAAAUUCCCAAAUCGUGUUUAUGAAUAUGUCUACACUCUAAAUACAGUUGGUAUUCUUGUUGCUUAUGAACAUCAAUACAAUGGUUAUUUACACGGAUGUUUAUAGACACUUACUCUGGUAUAAUUGUAUAUAAUAAACUCCCUGUAGCACUGUAAAUGAUUGUUAAUUGUAAAAACUAGUUAGGAAACAUUGUACAGAAACAUUGCAAAUAAAUAUUUAAAGAUUCUUUUA